Messenger RNA from Hipposideros armiger (great roundleaf bat), 2231 nucleotides. RefSeq names its product triokinase and FMN cyclase (gene TKFC). Lineage: Eukaryota; Metazoa; Chordata; Mammalia; Chiroptera; Hipposideridae. Gene Ontology annotation, biological process: glycerol catabolic process. The record is from RefSeq and is a predicted model, not a curated record. Gene Ontology annotation, molecular function: glycerone kinase activity; ATP binding. The transcript is spliced from 17 exons. Bases 110 to 1846 code for a protein of 578 amino acids. Gene Ontology annotation, cellular component: cytosol.
UGCUGCUGCCUUCACUGUGCUCAGACCCAGGUAGCACCCACAAGAUUGCCCCCCCUCCAACAGCUCAGUGCAAAGGAGUGAACUCAGCUUGCUUCAGAGCCUCUGCACCAUGACCUCCAAGAAGCUCGUCAACUCGGUGACAGGCUGUGCCGAUGAUGCCCUUGCUGGCCUGGUGGCCUGCAACGCCAACCUGCAGCUCCUGCAGGGCCACCGCGUGGCCCUCCGUUCCGACCUGGACAGCCUCAAGGGCCGAGUGGCACUGCUGUCGGGUGGGGGAUCUGGCCAUGAGCCUGCCCACGCCGGUUUCGUAGGGAAGGGGAUGCUGACGGGGGUCAUCGCAGGAGCUGUGUUCACCUCGCCGGCAGUGGGCAGCAUCCUGGCGGCCAUCAGGGCAGUGGCCCAGGCAGGCACAGUGGGGACCCUCCUCAUCGUCAAGAACUACACUGGGGAUCGGCUCAACUUCGGCCUGGCCCGCGAGCAGGCCCGGGCUGAGGGCAUCCCUGUGGAGAUGGUGGUCAUUGGGGAUGACAGCGCCUUCACCGUCCUGAAGAAGGCAGGCAGGCGAGGGCUCUGUGGCACAGUGCUCAUACACAAGGUGGCAGGUGCCCUGGCUGAGGCAGGUGUGGGGCUGGAGGAGAUCACAGAGCGGGUGAGCGUGGUUGCCAAGGCCAUGGGAACCCUGGGGGUGAGCUUGUCCUCCUGCAGCGUCCCUGGUUCCAGACCCACCUUUGAACUUGCAGCUGAUGAGGUGGAGCUCGGCCUGGGGAUCCACGGGGAAGCUGGUGUGCGCCGGAUAAAGAUGGCAACCGCCAGCGAGAUUGUGACACUCAUGCUUGACCACAUGACCAACCCCUCCAACGUGUCCCAUGUGCCUGUGCAGGCUGGCUCCUCGGUGGUGCUGAUGGUCAACAACCUGGGUGGCCUGUCCUUCCUGGAACUGGGCAUCAUCGCCGACGCUGCUGUCCGCUCUCUGGAGGGCCGCGGGGUGAAGAUUGCCCGUGCCCUCGUGGGCACCUUCAUGUCAGCCCUGGAGAUGCCUGGCCUUUCUCUCACCCUUCUGCUGGUGGAUCAGCCCCUUCUGAAACUAAUAGAUGCUGAAACCACUGCAUCGGCCUGGCCUAACGUGCCCAAGGUCUCCGUGACCGGGCGGAAGCGGAGCCGGGCAGCCCCCGCCGAGCCCCUGGAAGCCCCUGAUUCCACUGCUGCGGGAGGCGUAGCCUCGAAGCGGAUGGUGCUUGUGCUGGAACAGGUGUGUACCAGCCUCUUGGGCCUGGAGGAACAUCUGAACGCCCUGGACCGUGCCGCCGGUGAUGGGGACUGUGGUACCACCCACAGCCGCGCUGCCAGAGCGAUCCAGGAGUGGCUGAAGGAGGGCCCACCCCCUGCCAGCCCUGCCCAGCUACUCUCCAAAUUGUCCCUCCUGCUACUGGAGAAGAUGGGAGGCUCAUCUGGGGCGCUGUACGGCCUGUUCCUGACUGCAGCGGCCCAGCCGCUCAAGGCGAAGACUGACCUUCCAGCCUGGUCUGCUGCCAUGGAUGCCGGCCUGGAGGCCAUGCAGAAGUAUGGAAAGGCGGCCCCAGGGGACAGGACUAUGCUGGAUUCUCUGUGGGCAGCAGGACAAGAGCUCCGAGCCUGGAAGAGCCCGGGGGCUGAUCUAUUCCAAAUCCUGACCAAAGCAGUCCAGAGCGCAGAAGACGCAGCCCAGGCCACCAAGAACAUGGAAGCUGGAGCAGGAAGAGCCAGUUAUAUCAGUUCUGCGCGGCUGGAUCAGCCAGACCCCGGGGCAGUGGCCGCCGCGGCCAUUCUCCGUGCCAUCCUGGAGGUCUUGCAGAGCCAGGGUGUGUGAAUGCCUCCCUGGGCUUCAGUGCCUCUCACUGCUACACAGAGGUGGCCAUUGUCACUUCUGCCCUCCACUGUCACCCUCCCUCGCCCCUCACGCCUCAGGCCUAUCCUCUGAGUUUGGCAGGGAGUCCCCUACCAGCCUGCAGGCCAAGUGGGUCCCGUGCCUCUUCAGCACUUUUUCCCUCCUCAGGGAGGGCGAGGUCCCGGGGUCACCCCCCUCUGCCCCCAGCCAACCCUGGGCUUCAGCAAUGAGGCAGUACCGCCUGGGUGGCAGUAUAGCCUUUCACUGUCCAUGCUAAUUUGGUUUUAAGACUCCGUGUGCAAGGCUUUCUGUACCUGAACCUGAGCCGGUGUGGAAAAGCAAGCUAAUAAACCACGCUGAAGCAACA